Prorocentrum cordatum is the source of this 1992-nucleotide messenger RNA. The record is from the annotation of a GenBank genome assembly. NCBI's taxonomy places the organism in Eukaryota, Dinophyceae, Prorocentrales, Prorocentraceae.
CGCGCAGCCGCCCGCGCGAGGCGCCGGCCAGCUCCCGGGGCUCGCGGAGGCCCGCUGCAGGGGCGGGUGCCGCGGCGGCCGCGAGCGAGGCGCCCGCCGAGGCCGAGGAGUACGCGACCGAUGAGGGCGGCAGGGAGGGCUCCGAGGGGCUGGCCGAGCCAGACGACGGGGAUGAGUUCGAGGAUGGCGUGGCCGAGCUGUCUCUGGGUGGCUGGCCAGGCGGCGACUCCAGGGCGCCGUCGAUGCGCUCCUUCGGGCGGCAGGUAUCUGGGGACCACGCGAGCAGGGUCAGCUCAAAGGCCAGCCACCAUGGCAACGUACAGCAGCUCCAAACAGCGCCGAGGUCUCGCCCCGCGGGCACUGAGGGCUACUACCACCAGCCGCAAAGCUACGGCCAUCAGUGGGACGGCGCCGCUGCUGCGACGCAGCGCUGGGCCAGCGAAGUCCAGGGCUUGAUGCAGCAGCCCUUCGGCGGCUGGGCUGGCGUCUACGCGGGCGCCGAUGCUGAACUGGUGAUGGAUGAGGACGCCAUGUCCAUGCUCUUCUCCGAGCUGAACAUCGACGCCAGUGGCGUGGGGCUGGGUGGGACUCAGAUGGGCUCUGUCGGCGGCCAGGACUUCCGGGGCGCCGGCCAGGGCUUUGGCUACGGGCACGGACAGGGCUACGGACAGGGCUACGGACAGGCUCAGGGGCAGGGCCACGGACAUGGCCAUGGUCAAGGAAGCAGCGCCCACGUCAGCCAGGAGCGGGCACCGAAGCCGGCGGGGGCGCCGUCGCAGCGCGACAGGAGCAGCAGGCCUCCCCACGCGGAUGGCGAGCAGCGGCUGCAGCCGGCACCGAAGCAGGAACUGCGCAGCAGCAGCCGGUCCCUCCACCAGGAGCAGGCGCAGCCGCAGCAGCAGCCGCGCGCCAGGGCUGGGCACAGGGAGGGCAAGGCUGCGCAGCGGGCAGAGGAUGGCGACCCGCUGCGGGAGAACUCCGUGGAGUCGGCGGGCUCCAAGUCGGCCGGUGGCUCAGCCUCCCCGCGGAGCGUCGGGGUGCACAGCGCGGGGCAGAAGGACUCGCAGCAGGCCAGCCAGGAGCUCCUGCAGGCCAGCGUUCAGCAGAGCAUGCAGGGAUCCGAGCCCGUGCGCGCGCAGGCCAAGACCGUGGCUCGCCCGAAGCCGAAGCCGAAGCCGAAGCCGAAGCCGAAGCCCGCUGCGGAGCAGACGCAGCUGGGGGACAUGGACCUGUUCGUCAUGCGGACCAGGGACGGCGUGCAGGACGCGCAGGCGCAGAUGUUUUUCGCGGGCCGCCACGGCAGCAUCGGCACGGUCGCCAGCCUCGGCCCGCCGCAGAUGACCCAGAGCAGCCUCGGCCCGCAGCAGAGCAUCGGCAGCGUGCGCCGCGGCAGCGUCGCGAGCGUGGCCAGCGCAGUGGGCAUGAGCGCCAGCCAGGCGGCCGCGGCGUCCAUCAUGCACGGGGGCCCGGGCACCUCGGAGCUGCAGGUGAAGUCCGUGGGGCUCAUGCGCGGCCUCGGCCCGCUGGGCGCCGCGGCCGCCGCGCGGCCGCGCUCGCCGCCCUCGCCGGCGCCGGCCGCCGCGCCGAGUGCCCGCGCGCUCGGCGCCGGGACCGCCGCCGCCGCCAGCGCCCUGGGGGCGAAGCAGACGGCCCGCGCCGCCUCGCCGGGGAGGAGCAGGCCAACCUCGCCACCCUUCCCGCAGAAGAGGCACCCGCUCGUGCAGCCCGACUGGGACAAGUCCUCCAGCAACAGGGGGGAGCAGCACAUCCCGUACUACGACUCCCUGCUCGACCCGCUGUGCCCGAUCGUGGCCACGCCUGGGCGCCUGAAGCACAUCGUGCAGACGCGGGGUCUGUCGGAGGAGUACCUCUACGUCGUCCGCGCGCGCUUCGAGCAGCACCGGCAGCUCUUCGACCCCGCCGGCGCCCUCGGAGACCCGAAGAGGCCGGAGCGAGCCCCCGCGAGGGGGUGGCCGCCCGGGCAUGUCGAGG